This is a messenger RNA of Fulvia fulva, 351 nucleotides long. RefSeq lists its product as uncharacterized. The transcript is spliced from 3 exons. The record is from RefSeq and is a predicted model, not a curated record. Lineage: Eukaryota; Fungi; Ascomycota; Dothideomycetes; Mycosphaerellales; Mycosphaerellaceae. The coding region runs from base 1 to 351 and encodes 116 amino acids.
AUGGCCGAGCAGCUUUUCGGCACGAUACUCCACCCGCGGGGUCAAGGAACCGCAGAAGACCCUAUCGACCUUGAGAAUGAGCUUGCGGUCACCCUUCCGAGUCCAGAACUCAAGCCCUUCCGUCUCCUCGACCUCCCACCUGAAUUGUGGAUCAGAAUCGGCAAAUUCGCCAUCGACGUCUAUCCUCGAGUAGCAUCUCGCUUUGCCCGCUCCUCACGUGGCUAUUCCCCAAGUCGCCGCCACUUUCCCUUGCAGCCAGGAAUCACCCGGGUGUGUACCAUGCUACGUGCUGAGCUUCUGCCGUACUACUACAGAACUCGGAUCAGGCUAGAGCCAAUCGAAAGCUUCUGA